Molecule: messenger RNA, 345 nt
Organism: Pelagomonas calceolata
Lineage: Eukaryota; Pelagophyceae; Pelagomonadales; Pelagomonadaceae
Source: the annotation of a GenBank genome assembly
CCGCGGCGACCGCCCGAGGCUCGUCGACGCCGCGCCGCGGCCGAGCGACUUGCGGCCGAGGCAGCCCGCGAGCCGGUGGCGCAGGCGCUCGUUCUCGUCGGUGAGCCGUCGCGCGUGGGUGCGCAGCUCCAGGAAUUCCGAGCGUGCUCUGUACGUGUCGAUGUGGUCCGGGAUGGACUGGCUCACGUCGCGCCUUGCCUUGCCCCAGCGGCUCAUGUUGUGCUGUUAAUCGACCGCCGCGAGCUGCGCCUCGGCUUCACGCUGCAGAAUCCGAGUAGAGGUAUUCGUUAAACAACGCUCCUGCGUCAGAGGCUAAUUAGGUGCCGAGCUUACGCUCAGCUCGAG